GCAAAUCCCUCAGUGAAACUCUAAGGCUCUGCCCAGGAAACCAGUCUUCUUGUGAAUGUGAUACACUCUCUCCAGUUUCCAUAUGCUGAGGUUAUACUUCUUCAUCAGUUUGAUGUGCUUGGUCAAAUCAGACACAGAUGAAACAUGUCCUUCAUUCACCAGACUGAGCUUUCACAGUGCAGUGGUUGGUACAGGACUAAAUGUGAAGUUGAUGCUCUACACAAGAAGAAACUGGACCUGUGCACAAGUCAUCAACUCCACAGUUUUGGGAAACUUGAAUGUGACCAAGAAAACCACCUUCAUUGUCCAUGGAUUCAGGCCUACAGGCUCUGCUCCAGUUUGGAUGGAGGACUUAGUACAGGGUUUGCUCUAUGUAGAAGACAUGAAUGUGGUUGUUGUUGAUUGGAAUCGAGGAGCUACAACUGUAAUAUACAACCAUGCCUCUAGUAAGACCAAAAAAGUAGCAAUAGUCUUGAAGGGAUUUAUCGACCAGAUGUUGGUACAAGGAGCUUCUCUUGACGACAUUUAUAUGAUUGGAGUAAGUCUAGGAGCCCACAUAGCCGGGUUUGUUGGAAAGAUGUACAAUGGGCAGCUGGGGAGAAUUACAGGUCUCGACCCUGCGGGCCCUUUAUUCAAUGGGAGACCCCCUGAGGACAGAUUAGAUCCUGGUGAUGCACAGUUCGUUGACGUCAUCCAUUCCGACAUUGACGCACUGGGCUACAAGGAGCCAUUAGGAAACAUAGACUUCUACCCAAAUGGAGGAUUGGAUCAACCCGGUUGUCCCAAAACAAUAUUGGGAGGAUUGCGAUAUUUUAAGUGUGACCACCAGAGGUCCGUGUACCUGUACCUUUCUUCUCUGAGAGAGAACUGUUCUAUCACCGCGUAUCCCUGUGACUCCUACCGGGAUUAUAGAAACGGCAAGUGUGUCAACUGUGGCAUACCACAAAAGGAGUCCUGUCCCCUCCUGGGCUAUUAUGCUGAUAAUUGGAAAGAGUAUUUAAAGCAGAAAGACCCUCCUAUGACUAAAGCGUUCUUUGACACAGCCAAGGAGGAACCGUACUGCAUAUAUCAUUACUUUGUGGAUAUUAUAACCUGGAACAAGAACAUAAGAAGAGGGUCCAUUACAAUCAAAUUGAGCGACAGAGCUGGGAACAUCACAGAAUCCAGAAUCAAUCAUGAACCUGCAGUAUUUCAGAAAUACCACCAAGUGAGUCUGCUUGCAAGAUUUAAUCAAGACUUGGAUAAAGUGGCGACCAUUUCCUUGGUGUUCUCUACCGGAUCUGUUAUAGGCCCCAAGUACAAGCUCAGGAUUCUCCGCAUGAAGUUAAGGUCACUUGCCCAUCCAGAGAGGCCCCAGUUGUGUCGGUAUGAUCUUGUGCUGAUGGAAAACAUUGAGACGGUCUUCCAACCCAUCCCGUGCCCCAAGCUGCUGAUGUAACUGUUGUUGGGACACACGGGCACCAGUAACAUCAAGAAAACGACAACUGUAGGCUUUUUUUAAAGUGUCACCUCACCUUUUCCUCAAGGCACAAAAAAGUAUGGGUGUCUUUUCCAGCAGCGUCCCAUGGAUGUCACAUUGCAAAAUGUCAAACGACCUUGGAUUAUGGAACGGUCCUGGGAAGGGAGCCCCUAAGUAGGGCAAGUCAGAAAUAGCCAGGCUCCCAACAGCCCAGCGCCUUGUCUGGCUGCGUCCUGGGGCCUCUGUGUCCCGGCCUUUCGGCUGUGCUGCCAGUCACUCGGGCAGCUCUGCUCAGCGCUGUGGCCGGUCAAGCGCCUGAAAGGGAAGGACUGGCUGGAGACCCCACUUCGGACUCGACCGCGCACUCCCUGUGCCACACUCCUCCAGGUCCUUGCACACAGAAGGGGAUGGAGCCUGACCUACCUCACAGGGCUGUCGUGUGGGUUUGGGGGCCAGUCUGUGAAGGGUUCUUGGAAAUCCCGGUGCCACAUCCAAUAUUUUAGCUGGUGCUUUGUUCGGACCAUGGCUGGGGCUUCUGCUGUGCUGUGUGUUGACAUCAGUGGGCGCCACG
This is a messenger RNA of Callorhinus ursinus (northern fur seal), 2030 nucleotides long. RefSeq names its product lipase H (gene LIPH). Gene Ontology annotation, biological process: lipid catabolic process. The record is from RefSeq and is a predicted model, not a curated record. NCBI's taxonomy places the organism in Eukaryota, Metazoa, Chordata, Mammalia, Carnivora, Otariidae. Gene Ontology annotation, molecular function: glycerophospholipase activity.